Molecule: messenger RNA, 1923 nt
Organism: Sodiomyces alkalinus F11
Lineage: Eukaryota; Fungi; Ascomycota; Sordariomycetes; Glomerellales; Plectosphaerellaceae
Exons: 3
Coding region: 1-1923 (640 amino acids)
Biological process (GO): positive regulation of transcription by RNA polymerase II
Cellular component (GO): nucleus
Molecular function (GO): zinc ion binding; DNA-binding transcription factor activity, RNA polymerase II-specific; transcription cis-regulatory region binding
Source: RefSeq, a predicted model, not a curated record
AUGCUCUGGGACCAAGGUUCAGAUGACGCUUUGGCGAUGCCGAAACUGGAACCGUUGGACGACGACUUCAGUCUAGACGACGUAAAGGAAACCCCUACCCUUCACGACGAUGCACAUGGUCCAUCCCCGACCCAUCGAAAACCAAAACGACCGAGGGGCCGGCCCCGAAAACACCCACAAACCUCCGCGGUCAAUACAGGAAAGGUCACUAAGGGGCGGUCGAAGACUGGGUGUAUUACGUGCCGGAAGCGGAAAAAGAAGUGUGAUGAGGCAAAGCCUCGAUGCAUGAACUGCGAGAAGAACGCCGUGCUCUGCGAAGGCUACCACGAGAAGAAGCUCUGGAAGAGUGGGAAGGAGAAGGCCAGCGAUGGUACGAAUUAUCAAGGAAACGAAGAUUCUCUGGUCUUCAACAUGCAGCCCUUAUUCCACGGCGUUGUCACCGUGGAGGACAGGAUAUUCUGGAAGCAUUACUGCGUCAGCCUGAGCAACGUACUCACCGUGGAAGGCGAAGCCAGAAACGCCUUCAAAGACAUUAUUCUACCUCUGGCCAACCAGCACCAGGGCGUGAUGCACUCCAUUCUCGCCAUGAGCAGUAAACACAUCGACUACGAUACUCCGUACGGCAUCAAGCUAUUGCGGCAGAACCCAACCACCGGUCGAGAAGCGCUACAAACAAGGUCGCAGUACCACCACAAGCAGGCGCUGGAAUCCUUCCACGCCGACAUUCGACGCUCUGGAGACGAGGAGGAAGUGGAUCAUCGGACCAUCCUUUGUGCUCGAUAUGCCCAGAUUCUCUGCCUGCUCAUCGGCACUCUCAUCGAGGGCAACCCGCAUGGCGAGCACCGCGUCCAUCUCCGUGGCUACCAGAGGCUCAUUCAACAAACCCCACCGGAGGAUCCAACAUUUCUCGCAUUUAUUACCGAGUUCUUCCAGUACCAUAUCUUCGCCGACGAGCUUCUGUGGCAUCCUGGAAUGAACUUCCCACGUCUCAGCGAUCACGACUGGGCCCCGCAUACUGUCAUCGAGUCGCCACGGCUCUUGGGCGUGGGCGACGGGUUGUUUCAGCACCUUACCGACAUCGCAACCAUCAAAGAUACCAUCCGGAGGAAUAUCCACCUUGGCUCGGAAACACGUGUCGAUUACCAUCUUCUCUGGCAGGCACAAGAGAUACAGGAGGCCAUCGAGCAAUGGUCCCCCUCGUGGCCCGCCGGGGAUAGUCGGCACCGAGUGGGACUCGUAUACAAGCACAUGAUGUUCUUGCACCUAUUUCGGGCCAUCUACCCACCAACCACGUCCGGGAAACUACCCUGGAUUCCGUCAAAUCUCAUCACAGCUAACAUGCCUGUUUCCCCUGCGACGUCGCGUCGUGCGUCGCAAUCAUCCCGGCCACUUACCGCUUCGAGCUCCUCUUCAUCACCCAGCCAAGGGCCACCGACUACUGCUUGUGCCGCGCCCAUGGCGUUUCAACAGCAUAGCCCCCCCGGGUCUCGAAAUCCGUCAAGAACCAGCUCAACGCACGAAUCGGAUCAGACCCAGUGCAGCGUAAAUAACUCGACAUCCCUGGAGCAGUCGCCUGCUUCGCCCGCUCCCAUCCGACGUCCCCCUCAUCACGACGCUCGAAUAACGGCCGCGGUAGAAGAGUCUCUAACGCUGAUGGAAGGGUUCAAGCCGUUCGAUCCCGCGCUCACGCUACUCUUGGUCCCUUGCCAGAUCCUGGGAGUUGCUUGUUUCGAACAAGCACAGCAAAGUCGAGUUAUUGCAGUCAUCAGGCAGGUCCGUGGCUAUACCGGGCUCCGCAACUGCGACAGGGUCCUCGAGCUGCUCGAAGAGGUUUGGCGUUUGAUGGAGGAAGGAGACUGGUACUCGGUUUGGGACUGGCAGAGUAUCGCCCUGAAGAUGGGUGCAGACUAUCUUUGCACCUAG